UAAGAAUGUCGAGCCUGCGUGAGACGGUACUUCCCACAGAGGAAGAUCUUCGAAAGGAACAGCAGGCCAUACUUGGAAUGAAGUUUUUGGAAAUCAUUUGGAGCUUAAUCUGUUGCGCAGUUCAUGGCGUUGGUAUCCUAGAUGAAUCCGAACCGUUUCCUCACGAAAUGCUCUUCUGUGGCACAUAUUGGACAUUCUCAUUCACUUCAAUAUUCUGGUUCCUUUUCAUUCACUACGGCUGUUGUGAGAUCAAUUACAUUUCUGAGGCGAUUGUCUCUCUGUUCGGAUUCGUGUCGUUUGCUGUGUGCGGUUUUAUUGCAAUGUAUCAUGUGGAGAAGGAUGUCCACAUGCAGUACUUCAGUGAUAAGGAGGAAUGGUAUCACAAAUUCUUCAUCAUGAGCCGACUGGAAAGUAUAUUCUCUAUGCAGGCUUCGGGAUUAUUUUUAAUGCACGGAAUGUUCAUGUUGGAUGUGCUGGGUGUGCUAGACAAAAUUUACAGUGGGACCGAAUCUUUGGCAAGUGGACUCACAAUCGAUAGCAAGGAUAUGGAAGCUUAUCAACGUUUGCGCUUAAAUCCGUUCUGGGUUCCACUGUAUCGGUGGAUAAUUUCCACUUUCUGUAGGUGUUGCAAGUGCUUUCAAAGAUCUGAGGAAUCUCAAAACACUGCUCUUUAAACAAAUAAUAUUGGACGCUGUAAACAUGCACUGAAAAUAACAGUGGAAGUUUGAAGAUA
Messenger RNA from Malaya genurostris, 733 nucleotides. RefSeq lists its product as uncharacterized. Bases 6 to 674 code for a protein of 222 amino acids. The record is from RefSeq and is a predicted model, not a curated record. The transcript is spliced from 3 exons. NCBI's taxonomy places the organism in Eukaryota, Metazoa, Arthropoda, Insecta, Diptera, Culicidae.